CUCCAUUUGAAUGGAUGAUCCUCACCACCAUCAUUGCAAACUGCAUUGUCCUUGCUCUGGAACAGCACCUUCCUGAUGGAGACAAGACACCUCUGUCUGAACGACUGGAAGAGACAGAGCCCUACUUCAUAGCCAUCUUCUGUUUUGAGUCCGGGAUAAAGAUCCUGGCUCUGGGAUUUGCGUUACAUAAGGGCUCCUAUCUGAGGAAUGGCUGGAACGUCAUGGACUUCGUGGUCGUGCUCACCGGGAUUUUAUCAUCUGUGGGGUCUCAGCUUGAUUUGAGGACACUUCGAGCUGUGAGGGUGUUGCGACCACUCAAACUGGUGUCUGGAAUCCCAAGCCUGCAGGUGGUGCUCAAGUCUAUUAUGAAGGCCAUGAUCCCCCUACUGCAGAUUGGCCUGCUGUUGUUUGUGGCUAUCCUCAUGUUCGCCAUCAUUGGCCUGGAGUUCUACAUGGGAAAGUUCCACACAGCCUGCUAUGAUGACGUAACAAGGGAGUUAAAGGAAGAAGUACCAUGUGGCAACAACACGCCUUCUCGCCUGUGUGCGGAUGGCUCAACGUGUCAUCCUGGCUGGAUCGGACCGAACUAUGGCAUCACCCAGUUUGAUAACAUCCUGUUUGCUGUUCUCACCGUCUUCCAGUGCAUCACAAUGGAAGGAUGGACAGAGAUGCUCUACUUUAGUAAUGAUGUGGAGGGCAGCACCUGGAACUGGAUGUAUUACAUCCCCCUCAUCAUCAUUGGCUCCUUCUUCAUGCUCAACCUG
Austrofundulus limnaeus is the source of this 764-nucleotide messenger RNA. Its product is annotated as voltage-dependent P/Q-type calcium channel subunit alpha-1A. Gene Ontology annotation, molecular function: high voltage-gated calcium channel activity. The record is from RefSeq and is a predicted model, not a curated record. Gene Ontology annotation, biological process: chemical synaptic transmission; calcium ion import across plasma membrane. NCBI's taxonomy places the organism in Eukaryota, Metazoa, Chordata, Actinopteri, Cyprinodontiformes, Rivulidae. Gene Ontology annotation, cellular component: voltage-gated calcium channel complex; neuronal cell body; membrane.